Molecule: messenger RNA, 783 nt
Organism: Vidua chalybeata
Lineage: Eukaryota; Metazoa; Chordata; Aves; Passeriformes; Viduidae
Gene: HSCB
Product: HscB mitochondrial iron-sulfur cluster cochaperone
Exons: 7
Coding region: 1-672 (223 amino acids)
Biological process (GO): [2Fe-2S] cluster assembly; protein complex oligomerization
Cellular component (GO): mitochondrion
Molecular function (GO): protein-folding chaperone binding; ATPase activator activity
Source: RefSeq, a predicted model, not a curated record
AUGCGGGCGGCGCUGCGGGCGCGGCUCGGGUGGGCGCGCCGGGCGCUCCGCGGGGCCGCGCCGGGCCGCGCCCCGGGGCCGCCGUGCUGGAGCUGCGGCGCUGCGCUCCCCGGCAGCGAUGGGCCGCUCCGCUUCUGCCCCGGCUGCCGGGCUUUGCAGCCGCCGGCGCCGCGGCCUGACCUCUUCCGCCUGAUGGACUGCGACCGCUCCUUCCGCAUCGACCCGGGGCAGCUGCAGCGGCGGUUCCGGAGCCUGCAGCGCGCCGUGCACCCCGACCGCUUCGGGCAGAGGCCGCCGAAAGAGCAGUACUACUCUGAGCAACACUCUUCCCUGAUCAACAAGGCCUACCAGACCCUGCUGAACCCUCUGAGCCGGGGCCUCUAUCUGCUGGAGCUGAGUGGAGUGGAGCCAGCACAAGAGACAGACUGUGAUGCAGACUCAGCGUUCCUUAUGGAAAUCAUGGAAAUUAAUGAGAAAUUAGCAGAGCCCAAAAACAAGGAUAACCUUGGAGAAAUUGAAACUUUAAUUAAAGUUAAACAAGAAGAACUGACCAGAGAGGUGACUGCAGCUUUUGAAAGAGAUGAUCUUCAAGAAGCCAAGAAGCUGCUAGCAAAAAUGAAGUAUUUUGCAAACUUAGAGGAUAAACUAAAGGCCAAGAAGAUCCCUUCCUGAUGUUGCCUUCUUAGCUAUUACGAAAAAGAUUUGUUUUUUGUCUCAGGAAUUAUGAGGAAGAUGAAAGCAGCAACAACGAAGCACUCCAGUAAGAACACCACAAAACAAUAC